CACACCUCCAAUUCCAACUUCUGCAAUACCAACCCAAGCAACGGUAACCUGACCAUCCCCAAUCCCCCCUUCAGCCGGGAGAUCUAACCAAACAGGUGAAGGGCAUACCCCAACAACAGCCCUAACAAGCAAAACACUCUCUCUUAAUUUAAAACCCAAUUUGGUCCAUUUGGGUUCUAACCCAAUUUAAAACUCUAAAAUACUCUUCUUGGGUUUUGCUCCUUGGCUUCCGUCUGCAACACCCCAUUGAGUCUACUACUGAGAAUAUAAAAUGGAGCAGAGAUUGUCUAACACAUGGCGGAUGACAGUGAAUGAGAAAAAGUUUAUAGAGACUGCUUUACUUUCAGACCUAAGAGUUGAUGGCCGUCGUCCUUUUGAUUAUAGACGGCUAAACAUCAUGUUUGGUAGAGAAGAUGGCUCAUCAGAAGUGCAGCUCGGCCAGACUCAUGUUAUGGGUUUUGUCACUUCCCAACUAGUUCAACCUUAUCGAGACAGGCCAAAUGAAGGCACUCUAUCAAUUUAUACUGAGUUUUCUCCAAUGGCUGACCCUGCAUUUGAGGCAGGUCGUCCUGGAGAAUCUGCUGUGGAGUUGGGACGUAUAGUAGACCGUGGGUUACGUGAAAGCCGGGCGGUCGAUACAGAAUCACUUUGUGUUGUUGCUGGAAAGUGGGUAUGGUCCAUUCGCAUUGAUCUUCACAUUCUAGACAAUGGGGGCAAUCUUGUUGAUGCUGCGAAUGUUGCUACUUUGGCUGCUCUAUUGACAUUCCGGAGGCCUGAAUGUACUCUGGGAGGAGAAGAUGGUCAGGAAGUGAUUAUACAUCCUUCUGAGGUGAGGGAGCCACUUCCAUUGAUAAUACAUCAUCUCCCUAUAGCAGUGACUUUUGCGUUUAUUGGUGACGAGAACAUUGUGGUGAUAGAUCCGACUCACUUUGAAGAAGCUGUUAUGGGAGGAAGAAUGACUGCUACACUUAAUACAAAUGGUGAUGUUUGUGCUAUUCAAAAAGCUGGAGGACAAGGUGUCAUGCAGAGUGUUAUAAUGCAAUGUUUACGGAUUGCUUCUGUGAAGGCUGCUGAUAUAACAAGCAAAAUAAAGAAUGCUGUUGAAUCAUACAAUACUGAAAGAGCACUACGGAAGAUUAAACGUCACUCUUCUGCUGCUGCUCUGGAUGUUAGCGAACCUGGUCAGAAGGGAGUCAGUGAUGUGUCAAGGCAUCAUAUGGAAAGAUCGCAGUUAAAAUCAGAGGAAUGCAGUGUCAGUCAGAGCAAUGACAUGGAGUUUGAAACCCAAUCAUCUGGACAAGAUAAGACUAAUAGGACAGAAGGCUAUUCUAAGAGUUUUAUAGGCGGGCCUUCAAGCUGGAGCCCUUAUUCGAAGGGUGUUGAUUUUGAUGCAUUGAGAGCUUCUCUUGCUUCAUGUGGAGCAGUAACACCAACUGAAAAUCAAGAAGAAUUAAGACAUGAGAAGCAGAAUAAAACUCAGACAGGCCAACCACUGGCAGGUAUUAAUCCAGUUCCUUCAUCUAAUGAGGCAGCUGAAAGUCAGCUACAAACAAAUGGAGAGAAGACUUUGAAGGAUGCUGUGAAACCUAAGCACAAGAGAAAGCAGAAGGCAUCCUCUAAUGUUGAUACAAGUUAAAUGAUUCUGCAGACAAAAUCUUUCUAGGCAUGUAGACUGUUGACCUUAUUUCUCAGUGCAAUUUAUUUUUUUGACCGAGUAUGCACGCAAGGAAUUGGACAUCUCAAGACACAUCAAACUCUCGCAGUUGAUGCAUCCAAUAGAUUUUUAAUGUAUGUUUUUAGGUAACUAUUUCAUUUUAUUGGACAACAUAUGAAAUGUACAAUCUUGUGGAUAUAGAUCUGUUUCAGAAAUAAAUUAAAAUUCUGCUGAAAAGAAUUUUUUAGGGUUCCUUUUUAGUUUUAAGUGAUUAGGCAUGUACAAAUUUUUUAGAUGGCAUUGCUUGUCGUCCUUUUUUCCUGCCUGUAGUUUUAUCGCUCCACAGCACCAAAUGAUAGAAUCAAUAGGUAUGUAAUUUAGUCCAUAAGACGCACAAUUACAAAAAUCAAAUUUAAGGAGAGAACCUUCACUUCAGUCUGAUUUUGAGUAGGACCUUGUAGACUUUCUGGACAUGGCUUCGAUUACUAUUCAUGUGUUAAUUUCAGGUGUAGUUAUGUUUUAUAUUCUUUUGGGUAUUCCCUUGAUUGGAUUUUCAUUCAUUUACUUGGAUCCUUGUUAGUAGAUGAUCUUUAGCGUCCUGUAUAAAUGUAUGCACACUAAGUUUGAGGGAGACCAAUACUAAAAUAUUCAGAGCUUUCUUGUGGUUGUAUGUUGCAGUGUUCUGUAUGAUGGUUUGAAAAGGAUUGUACGUCAAUUGUAGAAUACUCAUCAUUCUCCUAAUCUAGCUCGCUCCAGAUAGACUUCUUUUGAGCUACACACAAGCAGUCAUUCUAUCCUUCAAAUUUUCUCUGCCUAAUAGCUCACUCGAUAAUCCUCAUCUUUCCUUUUCUGUAACCCCUUUCCCCAACACCCUAUACCUCAAGGCUUCGACAAGAAAUCCCCAUGUUUUUUGUUCCCUAGAAUUUAAACAGCCUGUCAUCUUUAGGAAUAAGAGUUAACAUUCAUCUUUUUGUUGUAGAAACAUUGUACUGCAUGCUUUUCACAACCUAAGCCCAUCAAUUAGUCACAUGUUGCACUAUUAUUUCUUUGUUAGUUGGCAGAUCAAGCAGGUAGAGGAUCUGACACAUGGUGGAAAAACUUGGCCUUAUUUGAUGCCUGUGGGACUAGGGAAGAGUUUUUUGAUGCAAAGAUCAUUAACCCUCAGUGGAAUGAUAUGUUUAGCUUUCGUUGUGGUUUUUGUGUUAUGAUGUGUAGGAUUCAUUCAGCUUGUAGAAAUUGCAAUUGUUUUCAAAUUUAUUGAUGAUUACUCCAUCAUGUUUUCCAAAAAUCCAUAUUAUAAGAAUGAAUCCUCACCUGAUAAAAACUAGAAUUAUAAUUUUUGUCAUGUCUGAUUGCCCCAUUCAAAAUAAAUAUUUUAUUGGACAAUCUUAGGGUAGAGGAUUUGUAACUUGUAAUGAUGUUAGGGAUCAGGAAGGUUCUUGUAUUCCAAUAGAGUUGCGCUUUGUUCCCUUGAGUUUGUUCCUUUGCAGGUUUUGCACAUGCUGCCAUGCACUUUGAUUUGAUUGCUGCAGCCUGAAAUGAGGUCGAAAGUGUUUCUUUCUGUGUCAACCUGAAGUUAUAUGAAGAGAUCAAAGGUAAAGGUAUCUUGAAAAUCCAAUCGCAAAGAGGAAAUAAUGGAAUUUGCUAUAAUGACCUUUUGUAUCAGAUGUUUGGUUUGACUACGCUGCUCUGGGAGAAAUAGUUAGAACUCGAAUGCCAGGGUGCCAGCAUGCAGUGGCCUAUCGUUCUACAACCUUAGCAAUGUCACUAAUAGUUAAUUGUAGCAGUGAGAAGUGAAUGCACCCUCAGAACAAUUGGUUUGUCCUUUGAAUAUUUCCUAUUUAAUAUUAUUGUAAGUGUUUAUUAUUCUACUGGAAAGAUGAUUGAAGUUGUUCUUAAU
Molecule: messenger RNA, 3554 nt
Organism: Ilex paraguariensis (yerba mate)
Lineage: Eukaryota; Viridiplantae; Streptophyta; Magnoliopsida; Aquifoliales; Aquifoliaceae
Source: the annotation of a GenBank genome assembly